Carassius gibelio (silver crucian carp) is the source of this 2340-nucleotide messenger RNA. It is a transcript of the gene slc10a4, whose product is annotated as solute carrier family 10 member 4. Lineage: Eukaryota; Metazoa; Chordata; Actinopteri; Cypriniformes; Cyprinidae. The transcript has 3 exons. Gene Ontology annotation, molecular function: bile acid:sodium symporter activity. The record is from RefSeq and is a predicted model, not a curated record. Gene Ontology annotation, biological process: bile acid and bile salt transport. Gene Ontology annotation, cellular component: membrane. Bases 140 to 1417 code for a protein of 425 amino acids.
CCGAUGCGCCGCGCGCUCCGCGCUGGACAGCCCAGUGUCCCUCAGUCAUACAAUAUGCACCGCUAGGGGACAGUUCAGGGAAGGGACACCAGCGGAGACCGAAGGAUCCUUUGGAGAGCUCCAGUCCCCUGAAGACGCGAUGGAGACGUCCAGCAGUGUGCCGAACACCGCGCUCACGCGACUCCUGAACUUCACAGAGGAUCCCGUCAGCUUCUCGGAGAGUCCUUCCAUGGCGGGGUUACGCGCCACAGAAGAGCCGCUUUCACCCGUGCUCAGCAGCUUCAGGACUGACGCGGCUCCAGCGGGGCUCCUGGCGGGUCCGUUCUCGCCCUCCGAAGAGCCCACUCACCUAAUUGUGGCUUUCUGGGAUUCACCCUUGAGUCACGGGAUUAACGUGUUUGUUGGCUUUGUCCUGUGCUUCACCAUGCUGGGGCUGGGCUGCACGGUGGAUCUCAGUCACCUGGGCGAGCACAUCCGCAAGCCCAUAGGAGUCCUGCUGGCGGUGGUGUGCCAGUUUGUCCUCAUGCCUCUCAUCGCCUUCCUCCUGGCUCUGGCCUUCUCCCUCAACGAUGUGGCCGCUAUGGCUGUGCUGCUGUGCGGCUGCUGCCCUGGAGGAAACCUCUCCAAUAUCAUGUCACUGCUGGUCAAUGGGGAGAUGAACCUCAGCAUUAUCAUGACCAUCUCAUCCACUAUUCUGGCGCUCGUGCUCAUGCCGCUGUGUCUGUGGAUGUACAGUCGUGCGUGGAUCAACACACCUGUGGUGAACCUUCUGCCCUUCGGCGCGAUCAUUCUCACCCUCUGCAGCACCCUCGUUCCCAUCGGGUUCGGGGUCUGGCUUAGAUACCGCUAUACUCGAGUGGCAGAAAUCAUCAUCAAGGUGUCUCUGUGGUCUCUUCUGGUCACUCUGCUGAUGCUCUUCAUCAUGACUGGAACUAUGUUGGGUCCGGAGCUGCUGGCCACCAUCCCUGCCUCCGUCUAUCUGGUGGCUUUACUCAUGCCCAUGGCCGGCUAUGCAGCAGGAUACGGCAUGGCCACGCUCUUCGAUCUACCCCCCAACAGUCGGAGGACUGUGUCUUUAGAGACGGGGUGUCAGAACGUGCAGCUCUGCACAGCCAUCCUGAAACUGGCGUUCCCUCCGCAGCUGAUGGGAGGCAUGUAUAUGUUUCCUCUGCUGUACGCGCUCUUCCAGGCAGCAGAGGCUGGCCUCAUCAUUCUGGCUUACCGCAUGUACAGGAAAGAGGUAUUACAUAAACAGGACCUCAUGGAGGAUGACGAGGAUGAUACAAACAUAUCCUACAAGAAAAUGAAGGAAGAAGACGUGCUGUUUGAUUCUACAUAUGGUGCGGUAACAGAGAGCGACCCCAACGUCAUCGUGUUGGAGCCACAGGAUGGUACUGGAAGCCCCACACCUGUAUAAGGGAACAAAAACAAAAGACUUGAGAAUCACUAUAGACACUGGUCCUGAGUAUUUACAAAGGGAUUUAUUCAUGCCAUCACUCACUGUUGAAUUUCUUACUUAAUCACUCACAGCUUAAUAACUAAUAUGUGCCAAAAAUGAUCGCAAGACUGAAAAUGGAAACUAAUAACAUAACACACUAGACACACUAGCCAAAUACUACCAUUCAAUGGAAUUUUACUAAAAUUUGUAUAAAAUAUAUUUAAACAUUAUUAUAAAAUAUAUAAAUAUAUAUAUAAGAUAAAUACCAUUUUAUAUAUAUAGAGAGAGAGAUAUAAUUUAUGUCUGUAUAUAAAAUAUAUAUUUUAUAGUUUUUGUUAUUAUUGAGUUAAUUUGAUCAUACAUUUAAUUCCUUCUUUCAUUCAUUCAUGAAUUCAUUCAUUCAAAUAAUGUAAUAGCAAAAGUCACUUUCAGAGUCUUACAAAAGUAUGCAAAUUGCACACCAUUAAUGUAGAUUUAUGCCGCUGCUUGUAAAUGAAUCAAUGCUAUUACCUCAGUAAAUGGAUUACAUUGGCUCAUUUGAUUAUGUGGACCAAGAGGAUCUUUAGAUUGCAUAUCACCCACUGUCAGUCUGCUUCUGACUUUAAAGCUAAAGUUUUCUGAGUUUAUUGCUUCAAAAAUAGUGGAAUUUAAAGAAUUACCACAAUGCCAAAGGCUAAAACAACAUUUCGGUGUCAGAUCAUAACAAAUGUAAUUUUAAAAAAAGGAUAAAAGUGUAUGGUAAUAAAAACAGGCUUUAUGUAAAAUGAGGUUGAUAAAGAAUUGAUCAUCUGAUAAUAUUCAAAUAUGUGAUCCAUCUCUGUAAAUGAAAUGAAAGCUUCAUCUGCAAGUCAAAUAAAUGUUUAUGAUGAGCAUGUGAUAUUAAAUGUUUUGUUUAGACAAUA